This is a messenger RNA of Carassius auratus (goldfish), 3959 nucleotides long. Its product is annotated as ubiquitin carboxyl-terminal hydrolase 12-like. Gene Ontology annotation, molecular function: cysteine-type deubiquitinase activity. The record is from RefSeq and is a predicted model, not a curated record. Bases 118 to 1272 code for a protein of 384 amino acids. Gene Ontology annotation, cellular component: cytosol; nucleus. NCBI's taxonomy places the organism in Eukaryota, Metazoa, Chordata, Actinopteri, Cypriniformes, Cyprinidae. Gene Ontology annotation, biological process: protein deubiquitination. The transcript has 9 exons.
AGGCGACACUCCCUCAUUCCGCCGCGAGCUGGACCGACUGAAGGAUUCACCGGAACUUCAGCCCGAGUGGCUGUCACCGUUUUAAAUAGGGGUUCGGUCCAAUAUGGCGGAAUACGGAUGGAAAUACUGAUGACAGUCCGAAAGAUCGCCUCGAUUUGUACGAUGGGCGCCAAUGCCUCUGCUCUGGAAAAGGAGAUUGGACCGGAACAGUUCCCUGUUAAUGAACACUACUUUGGGCUUGUCAAUUUCGGCAACACCUGCUACUGUAACUCAGUGCUGCAGGCACUGUUCUUCUGCCGGCCCUUCCGGGAGAAAGUCCUGGCCUAUAAGAUCCAGCCGCGACGGAAAGAGAGCCUGCUCACCUGCCUGGCUGACCUGUUCAACAGCAUUGCAAAUCAGAAGAAGAAAGUGGGAGUGAUUCCACCAAAGAAAUUCAUCUCCAGGUUGAGGAAGGAAAAUGAGCUGUUUGACAAUUACAUGCAGCAAGAUGCACAUGAAUUCCUCAACUACUUGCUCAACACCAUUGCAGACCUGCUACAGGAGGAGACGAGCCAGGAAAGACAGCAGAAUGGAAAGGUAGUACAGAAUGGUGGAAGUGGAAGUGGAGGAGGAGGUGGAAGCGGUAGCAACACAAGUGAGGGUGAAACGGAGGAAAAGACCCAGCAGACCUGGGUGCACGAGAUCUUCCAAGGCACACUGACCAAUGAGACACGGUGCCUGAACUGUGAAGCGGUGAGCAGUAAAGAUGAAGACUUCCUAGACCUUUCAGUGGACGUGGAGCAGAAUACCUCCAUCACACACUGUCUUAGGGGUUUCAGCAACACCGAGACCUUAUGUAGUGAAUACAAGUACUACUGUGAGCAAUGCAGAAGUAAACAGGAGGCUCAGAAAAGGAUGCGGGUGAAGAAAUUACCCAUGAUCCUUGCCCUGCACCUAAAGCGCUUUAAGUAUAUGGACCAGCUUCAUCGCUACACCAAGCUCUCUUAUCGUGUAGUCUUCCCUCUGGAGCUGAGGCUCUUUAACACCUCUGGCGACGCUACCAACCCUGAUCGAUUGUACGACCUGGUGGCUGUAGUGGUGCACUGUGGGAGUGGUCCAAAUCGAGGUCAUUAUAUCACUAUAGUCAAGAGUCAUGGCUUCUGGCUGCUGUUUGACGAUGACAUUGUAGAGAAAAUAGACGCCCAGGCGAUGGAGGAAUUCUUCGGUUUGACAUCGGACAUCUCCAAAAACUCAGAGUCAGGGUAUAUACUCUUCUACCAGUCUAGAGACUGAGCCAGCAGGAGUGACUGACAGAAUGGGAAAGCGUGAUUUGUGAGAGACCGGAUCAGGCAGAUGGGGAGCCUUGGGCUUUGUUGACACAGCUCGGCCCCCUGCUCCAUCACCUCUCAGUCAAGUCCCUUUUCAUCCAGGCUUGUCAGUGGAGCAUCAGUCAGGCCCCAGACAGGAGCAGUUGAUGCCAGAGUGACCUGGAUACAGCACAGUAAUCACCAGGCAGAAGUAAUCGCCAUCUGGUUCACCGUCGUCUCACUCUGCUUUGUGUUCUCAGCACACACAAAAACGCACAUGAGCUAAUCAUACGUCUUGAUGACCUGAGAAUGGACAUUGUAUAAACUUUUUUUUUUUUUUUUUUUUUCACCACACAUAGUACUAAGGUUCAUUUCGAUUAUCUGGUUCACAUCACAUUCGUCAACGCUGGGUGGUGUGUCAUGAUUUCUGUUUUGUCUCACUGUCAUGAUCAAUCCAGAAAGCCGCUUGACAGUUCUUCACCCUCAGUUGUUCAUCUGCAGCGUCAAACAUGGCGCUUCAUGCUGUAUCAGUGUCAACCAGCUAGUUAUAAAUAUGUUGAAUGCAGAACCAGUGGCUCAUGAUGUAAUUCGAGUAGAGCUGCUCCACCUGAAAGGAUAAACCUGACCAGGUUUAAACAAGUUUGAAGGGGAUGAGGAUCUUUUAGUGUUGAGAACUUGACUAGUGAUUUCACGUAAGGCCUGUGGAUUGAUGAGUGCUCUGCUCUGUAAUGUAGAGAGGAUUGUGGAUACCAGAGUACUGCAUGUAAACAGGAUGUGGCUUGGCUUAAGAAUGCUCUUUCAGUAUUCAAUGAAUGUAAAACAUUCUGCCAGUUCUUGUGCACUGCAAGUGCGUGUACAGCUUGAUUGUCAUAUAGUGCACAUUUAAUAGUGCACUACUAACUGUAAAGUGUAACAAAUGGAGAUAGAAAUUAGGGCUUUAUAUUAUUCCGAUUAUAAGUUAAAGCUCAUAAAUGCCCGUCUUAUUGAAACCAAAAGCUGCACACAUUUCCAGUCGUGUUUCAUGAACACUGUGAGAUUGUCUGAAAUCAGUAUGGACUCAUUCAGUUUAGCUAUUGGUUGAUUCAAACAUAAAAUGGCUCUACACUCCAUUAUGAAGUUCCUGAUUCAUUAAGUCGAUUUAAUUGGCUGCAUCUACUCUUCUCUAGAUCUCUAUCAUCUCAUCUGCCCACUUAAUGUUUUAACUCCGCAUAGACCUAGAUGGGAAGUGAAGCACAGUCGAUGUUGAAGUGCAUUUUUAGAUCUGUCUGUAAAUGCAGGUUUAAACUGUGACUUGCUCAAACCUGAAUGGCUUAGUUAUUGUUAGAUUGGUUAAGGGGACUCUGUAAAGGAUUGGUUCUAGUUUGUGGAUGUUGCACAGCCAGAAGGAUGUGCCACUUCUCCCAGUUCACUCGCAGCUAGAAAAUAUAAGACUAGACCACCCUGAGAUUAGGUUUAUAUGCAAAAAUAAAUGCACUCCACAAGAUUAGGUAUUGAAGUCUUGUAAGGCAAAAAGUCUAUACUAGUGAGGUACCAUAGGUUUUUCUCAAGGUUCUCAGAAAAAAAUUACCUUGCCUGGUGCCCUCAUCUCAUUUUUUUUCCCAACCGUAAAGUUGUGACUAAAAUGGAUAGUGUAAGAACGAAAAUGUGGUUGAUUUUUUUUCAUUUCAGGUUUCCUUUGUAAACUACACUGGUUUUAUUUGAUUUAUUUGGUUUGACAAAAAUGUGUCAAAACUAACAGUGCUGCUGAUUAUUAUUCCAUUCAUCCUGUAAAGUCUACUUGCUAUCAAUGCAUGCGUUCUAUAACAAUUCUUUACAUUGUUAUAAAGCAUGUAUAAAGGUCUUAUAAACAAGACAUCACAAUGUUUGUACAGAAGUUUAAGCUUUUCGCUGGUCCGUUAACCUGCUGGCGUUGCGUGUCUUAUUAAGUAGACUGAGCUAUAUGUUGAAACAAACUGACAUAUGGUGCCAUGUCAUGAAAACGACACAUUUACACAUGCUCUGUAAGAGUGUUUGUAGAUGUGUCGUCAUCACCGUUGAAUUAGAGCUUGUCCAAGCCGAGUUAACUGGAUAUUUUAUUUUUGAAAUUGGCUUGUGAUCUAGUAGAGAGUGUUUCUUUUUUUCGGGCUCUUUUUUUUCAUGAUUUUAUUUAUGUGUAAUUAUAAUUGUUAUAAUAACUUUUUUCUUUGACAAUCUCAUUUUUCAUACAUUUGUUAUUUUGUUCUUUAUUUGGACACCAGGUCUGUUGAAUGUAUGGUAUGUGGAGAGAGAGUUGAAACAAAUGUAAGGUUGAUGAUUUUGGAAUGAAGAGAUUAAUGCUGCAGUCUUGAGAUUCGAUACUAGACGUAGAAACAGUUAAUGCACUGAUCACAUUAACAGCACCCUGAGAGUUUUGGCAUUAGCAGACAGACGUAAACUACAUCAAAACAUGAGAGACAAACACAAACUAAUGCUACGUCAUGCUAACGUUAGUUGUGUUUCGUCCUGCCCCUUCCCAUAACAUUGUAGUAAUGUUGUUUAUUCCAUACUGGGUUUGAAAAAAAAGUGCACUUUUGAUAAAGCAAUGUACAAAUUGUAAACCAGGUGAAUUCUCUGGUUUUGAAGUGGAGUGGACCGCAUGGAUGAAAGAUGGGACUGGAUCACCCUGUCCCAAAUAAAAAACAAAACAAAAACACA